Aureobasidium pullulans EXF-150 is the source of this 326-nucleotide messenger RNA. RefSeq lists its product as uncharacterized. Lineage: Eukaryota; Fungi; Ascomycota; Dothideomycetes; Dothideales; Saccotheciaceae. The record is from RefSeq and is a predicted model, not a curated record. The transcript has a single exon. The coding region runs from base 123 to 293 and encodes 56 amino acids.
GCAAAUAGCCGUGGUGGUGUAGUGGUAUCACACCCGAGGUCUUAACACGUGCGCAGUCAUUCGUUGUUACUCAACGCCGUGUCAGUCUAGAUCCGAGGAGGUCGCGGGUUCGAUUCCUGCCCAUGGUGCUUAUUCUUUUUCUUUUGGUCCACCUCAUUAUAUCAAGUGGUUACUUCCUAUAUUUUUCAUGCAAGGUAUUUCUUUCUGCCCUUCCCAGCGCAGUCCUGCCAUUUGAGAUCGUAAUCGCGUUUUGCUCGAAUCCCUUCCAACUUGUCCAAUGGUUCCGAGCUUGAGUUUCGAAUGGUAAGUUAUUGUGUGAAAGGCCU